Haemonchus placei is the source of this 246-nucleotide messenger RNA. The record is from the annotation of a GenBank genome assembly. NCBI's taxonomy places the organism in Eukaryota, Metazoa, Nematoda, Chromadorea, Rhabditida, Trichostrongylidae.
AUGAUACCGGUCUCUUUGAAACAGAUGGCGAUCGUGGUUGAAAUGGCUGCCACCCAAGUGCUCUGCAAAUCGUUCGCCUCAGUACUGACCACCACUACUGACAAAGCGUUCCCUGACCAACCUGUACUUUAUCGUACAAGACAAUGCCAGCCAGUACUGCUAUGGACACCAGUACGUCAGCUCGUCCAACCACUCCGGCUACCGCUUCGCAGUGAAUCGGAUGAACCGCAAAUAGGAGUGCGGUGA